AUGGCUACACAAACUGUUGAGGGUAGUUCUAGAUCUCGUCCAAAACCUACUACCGUAGGGGCUUUAUUGAAACCGUUGAAUUCGGAAUAUGGUAAAGUAGCUCCUGGGUGGGGAACUACUCCUUUAAUGGGAGUUGCAAUGGCUUUAUUUGCAGUAUUCCUAUCUAUUAUUUUGGAAAUUUAUAAUUCUUCCGUUUUAUUGGAUGGAAUUUCAAUGAAUUAA
This is a messenger RNA of Amaranthus tricolor (Joseph's coat), 222 nucleotides long. Lineage: Eukaryota; Viridiplantae; Streptophyta; Magnoliopsida; Caryophyllales; Amaranthaceae. The record is from the annotation of a RefSeq genome assembly.